CUGCGGUAAACAUCUGGUGACACAAAUAUGGGUGAAAUGUACGUCUCCCUGUGGCCAGUAAUGGCGUUGUUAAUACUUGGGAUUCCUGGGGCGCAUUCAGCCAAAUGUCCAAAAUUGUGCGUAUGUGACGCAGUGCAACUCACGGUUGCGUGCGUCAACAAGAAUUUAACAGCGGUUCCUCCGACCAUUGAUGAGAUCACAGUGAAGUUGGACCUGAGAGGGAACGACAUCCAGGUGCUUCCCACUAAUGCCUUCGCACACACCCCAUACCUUACCCACCUGUCCCUGCAACGCAGCAACAUCCGCACAGUGCGAGAGGGCGCAUUCCGUAGCCUGGGUCGCCUGGUCUUCCUGAACCUGGCCAACAACAACAUUGAGAUUCUCUUACAGGAGUCUUUUGAUGGGCUGUCCUCCCUGAAGCAGCUUCUUAUUGACCGGAACAGGGUAGAGGAGAUCAAACCAGGGGCUUUCUCUCAGCUUGGCUUCCUCAACCUGCUCUCCCUCACCCACAACCAGCUUGUGUACCUGCCCAAUAUGGUCUUCCAGGGCAUGCAAAACAUCAAGUGGCUACGCCUUAGUCACAAUAACCUCAACAACUUGGAUCUUGAGUCUCUUGCUGGGCUCUUCACCCUCACAAGACUUAGUCUGGACCACAACGAGCUCCAGUUUUUCCCAACUGAAACUAUGACCAGACUUCCAGAGGUGACACGUUUGGACCUGAGCUACAACCCCAUGACCUACAUGGGCGAGGACGCCGUCUCCAUGAACAAACUCACCCACCUCUUCCUGGACCACAUGUCCCUUCAGGACUUCUCCAACACCGCCGUGCUCCUCACCAAGAGCCUCACGCACCUGGACCUCAGCCACAACCAGCUGCGCGUCCUGCAGCCGCUGGCCGCCGGCUCCCCCAAGCUGACGCGCCUCAACCUCGCCGGGAACCCCAUCUACUGCAGCUGCUACCUGCGGCCGCUGCGGGAGUGGGCCCUGCGGGAGAAGGUGCGGCUGGGCGGCACGUGCGGAGGCCCGCCGCACCUGUCCGGGGAGAACCUGGAGGCCGUGCAGCCGGGGGAGUUGCGUUGCCAGAGCCAGGAGGCCAUGCUGAAGGCCGAGCGGGAGGAGCAGGAACUGGCCACUCUGCCCACCACGCCGCCCCCAAACAAGAUCAAGUGUCCAGAUGCCUGCCACUGUGAGGCGGACAUCUUCCAUUCCUCCUGUGAGAACAAAGGCCACACUAAGGUCCCUCGCGGAUUCGCCCCCGACACUCGCCUGCUGGACCUACGUGGCAACCACUUCCACUACCUCCCUAGCAACAGUUUUCCCGGCGUUCCCGACGUGGUCUCCCUCCACCUGCAGCGUUGCAAGAUCCACGAGCUGGAGACGGGCGCCUUCAAUGGCAUGAAGGGCCUCAUCUACCUUUACCUGUCCGAGAACGACCUCUCCUCCCUCAGCCCCGACGCUUUCAAGGGCCUGCCGCAUCUCACCUACCUCCACCUGGAGAAGAACCGCUUCACCCAGUUCCCUAAGGGCGCCUUCAAGCUGCUGCCAGGCUUAUUGGCACUGCACAUGGAGAACAACGCCAUCACCAAGCUGGAGACGGGCAUUCUGACCGGUGCGGAGAACCUGCGGGCGCUCUAUCUCACCUCCAAUGUCAUCAACACGGUCUCGCCGAGGGCUCUCGACCCGGCGCCGAACCUCGACACCCUCCACCUGGGUGGCAACAAGAUCAGGGACGUGCCCAGUGACGCUCUGUCCAAGGCCGGCAGCCUGGGGGAGCUGCGCCUCUCGGGAAACCCCAUCCGCUGGGUGGCCGCUGAGGCGUUCCGGUCCGUGGGGGACUCUUUAAAACACCUCUAUCUGGAUAACAUGGGUUUAGAGAAGAUGUCUAAGGACUCUCUGUCUGGGCUGGGCUCUGGGUUGCGGAGCCUCUUCCUGGAGGGGAACCACAUGGAGGAGGUUCCCGACCUGAGGCCUCUGACUGGGCUGGAGGUCAUAAACCUGGCAGAGAACCCUUUUCACUGUGACUGCCCACUGCUGCCUCUGCGCAAGUGGCUUGACAAGGUGAACCUGAAGGUCAGAGCCACCUGCGCUCACCCGCCAGAACUCAAGGGUCAAAAGGUCAAGGACGUUCACAUCUUCAAGAGCUGCCCGGGCGAGAGGCUGCCCUCCACACAAGCCCCACGCACCUCCAAGCCCCCGAAGGCCACCAAGCCCAAACCGGCCCUCCUCAACGGGCCAAAGGUAGUCCGUGUGAUGAAGGCUAAAGCCAAGCCACGCAAGAGGCAGACUCAACCCCACACACCACACACAGAAAAGCAGGCCACAGUGAAGAAGAGGAAGGCAGUGUAACUCAUGCAGGAUCCCAUCACAGAUAUGCAUUCACAGCUUAGUCACUACAGACGGCCACACAUCUGGACGCACACCCGGAUGCCUUUUUUUGUAAUCCAAACUACAUU
Sardina pilchardus (European sardine) is the source of this 2453-nucleotide messenger RNA. It is a transcript of the gene chadlb, whose product is annotated as chondroadherin-like b. Gene Ontology annotation, cellular component: extracellular matrix. NCBI's taxonomy places the organism in Eukaryota, Metazoa, Chordata, Actinopteri, Clupeiformes, Clupeidae. The transcript has 8 exons. The record is from RefSeq and is a predicted model, not a curated record. Gene Ontology annotation, molecular function: protein binding. Bases 28 to 2346 code for a protein of 772 amino acids.